Messenger RNA from Gambusia affinis (western mosquitofish), 1971 nucleotides. It is a transcript of the gene nots, whose product is annotated as nothepsin. Gene Ontology annotation, biological process: proteolysis. The transcript is spliced from 10 exons. Gene Ontology annotation, molecular function: aspartic-type endopeptidase activity. The record is from RefSeq and is a predicted model, not a curated record. Lineage: Eukaryota; Metazoa; Chordata; Actinopteri; Cyprinodontiformes; Poeciliidae. Bases 476 to 1693 code for a protein of 405 amino acids.
AAUCUGUUUUUCAGUGGGAUUCCCACGGAGUCAGAAUGUUUUGAGGUUUGGGCUGGUCUCUCUGUCCUUGGGAGUCGGUGGAGCUGUUUUGGUUCCAGCUGCUUGUCUGUUUUUCUUUGGUGGAGCAGGUGUUGAAUUUGAAGGUGGGUUUCGGCUCAGAUCCACGCCGAUUUGUCCAGGUGAGGGGUUCUCCCUGUCAGUCGCCUCAUCGGAUCUACAGUGAGACUUUUGCUUCGGCUUCGGACCCAGAGCGUUCCAGGGUGGGCUGCUUGAUGCAGGGCGUACGACCUCUCUGUUGAUUUGAGGGAAAGUUGUUUCAUUUCCACAGUUAGCGUUGAUCUCAAAGUUCCCCUCCAGCCGUUGAAACUUAAUUUCUAUAGACUGAAGUCGUAUAAUACUGCUAACGUCCCUGUGGUCGACCUGAGGCAUUUUGGAGGUAAAGAAAUAUAAGUCUGUCACUCCGACCCGGACCGACAUGCUGAGGCUGCUGCUCCUGCUGCUGUCCACCUGGACGGGCUCAGCGAUGGUCAGGGUUCCCUUGAGGCGGGUUCCCUCCAUCCGUGCUCAGCUGAGAACUCAGGGUCUGCUGGAGGAGUUCCUGAAGGACCACAGGCCGGACAUGUUCAACCGCCGCUACGCUCAGUGCUUCCCACCCGGAACACCGUCCCUCCGACUCAGACGCUCCAGUGAGAAGAUCUACAACUUUAUGGAUGCUCAGUAUUACGGUGAAAUCAGCGUGGGGACUCCGCCGCAGAACUUCUCUGUGAUUUUUGACACCGGCUCGGCCGACCUCUGGGUCCCGUCCUCGUACUGCGUCAGCCAGGCCUGUGCAUUGCACCGACGCUUCAAGGCCUUCGAAUCUAAAACCUUCCACCAUGAUGGACGGAUAUUUGGGAUCCACUACGGAUCGGGACACCUGCUGGGAGUAAUGGGUAGAGACACAGUGAAGAUUGGGGAAAUGACCAUCUUGAACCAACAGUUUGGUGAAUCCGUGUACGAACCAGAUUCUGCGUUUGUCUCGGCAAAGUUUGAUGGCGUUCUGGGAUUGGCCUACCAAUCGUUGGCAGAGAUCCAGGGAAAUCCCGUCUUUGACAACAUGCUGGCGCAGAAUAUAGUGGACCAGCCGGUAUUCUCCUUCUACCUCAGCAGGAGAACGAGGACCAGCACUCCAGAAGGAGAACUGCUGCUGGGAGGAAUAGAUGAAGCGAUGUACAACAGACCAAUCAACUGGCUGCCUGUGACCGCAAAAGGAUACUGGCAGAUUAAGAUGGAAAGCGUGACGGUGCAAGGCGUGAGCUCCUUCUGUCCCCGUGGAUGUCAUGCCAUCGUUGAUACUGGAACGUCUCUAAUUGGUGGGCCGACCACUGAGAUCCUGAGGCUGCAGCAGCUGAUUGGAGCCACGCCCACAAAUAACGGAGAGUUUCUCAUCGAUUGUGCCCGAUUGUCCAGUUUGCCUCACGUCACAUUCAUCAUGGGUGGGAAGGAAUACACACUGACAUCAGAGCAAUAUGUUAGGAAGGAGGGGUUUGGCAGCGGAGAUCUGUGUUUCAGCGGCUUCCAGUCCAUUGACAUCAUUUCCCCUGAAGGCCCGCUGUGGAUUCUGGGAGAUGUAUUUCUGACUGAGUACUACAGCAUCUUCGACAGAGGACUGGACCGAAUCGGGCUGGCCCGUGCCAAACACCCCACCGAAUGAUGAGCACUUCCUCUGGCACGAGGAGAUAAUAACUUUUUCUGUGCCUCUUCUUGAAACAGGCUGAAGUUUUAUUUUUAAGAUAAAUUUGGGCAUCUUAAAGUUUCCUAAACAACCAACAUUCACACUAAAGCUGAGAGGUUUGUUCCCCUUUCCACUGAGUCACAAUGAGGACUGCAGUCUCGUCUUUGACCACUAGAUGGCGACCAAGAAGAUGUCAGCGGCUAAUUCAGCUUCCUCUUGUCAUCUAGUGUGUAUUUAAAUUAAAAACCAUAAACCUG